Molecule: messenger RNA, 2609 nt
Organism: Prosopis cineraria
Lineage: Eukaryota; Viridiplantae; Streptophyta; Magnoliopsida; Fabales; Fabaceae
Product: protein MAIN-LIKE 2-like
Exons: 6
Coding region: 261-2396 (711 amino acids)
Biological process (GO): meristem development; meristem maintenance
Source: RefSeq, a predicted model, not a curated record
UUGUCUUUUAUCUUUCGCUAUGUUUCAUUUUUCCGUAGCUAAGUUAAAACGCUUCUCAAUUUACUUCCUCCGAGCCCAUGCCAUUGCCAUGGCCAUGCAGAUUUCUUCUCUCUCUGCACUCUCUUCCGAUGCUUCGAUUCUCUUCUCGAUCCCAAAUACUAGCGGGGACCAGCUGCUUCCCCUUCUUACUCUCUUCUGGGUGUGUUGCCCUGUGAAAUUGUUGGUAAUGCCCAGCCAAGCCUUAGUUUGAAGUUUUGCUGAUGGAAGUAGAAGUGGUGGACCUUUAUGUGACUAAUCCAGGACCAAUUGAUGGUUCAGUUUUAUAUGAUCAAGAUAAGCAUGUAUCUACGGCAGUUUGGGAAGGACAGGAGCGUGGUGCUCUCAGAUGCCAUGAACACACUUCAAAGCUUGAUCAAUGGACGCUUACUCAUAAACAGAUUGAAUUAGUACAUAAAGCUGGUUUUGGAUACUUGAGAUCAAUUCCAGCUAUUAGUCUUGACAAUCCUCUUAUCUCUGCCCUGGUUGAAAGGUGGAGAAGAGAAACAAACACUUUUCACCUAAAUGUUGGAGAAAUGACAGUAACUCUCAAAGAUGUUGCCCUCUUAUUAGGUCUGGCCAUAGAUGGAGACCCUGUGAUAGGCAUAACAUACACUGCAUGUGGUUCAGUAUGUGAAAAGUACCUUGGCAAAGCACCAGAACCUGGUUAUACAAGUGGUGGAAUGGUGAAGCUAAGUUGGUUGAAGGAGUUCUUUUCUCGUUGUCCUGAAAAUGCUUCAAUGGAAGUGAUGGAGCAACAUACUCGAGCCUAUCUUCUAUAUCUUGUAGGUAGCACCAUAUUUUCCACCACCACUGGGAACAAAGUCCCUGUAAUGUACUUGCCGUUAUUUGGUAAUUUUGAGCAAUGUGGACGAUAUGCCUGGGGUGCAGCAGCAUUAGCAUUUUUAUAUAGAGCUCUGGGAAAUGCCUCUCUGAAAACUCAAAGUACUAUUAGUGGCUGUUUAACACUACUACAGUGCUGGAGUUACUUUUACCUGAAUAUUGGCCGGCCAAAGCUUAACCAUGAUCCCAUGCGUGAUCAAUUUCCAUUCGUGCUAAGAUGGAAAGGAAAACAAAGUGGUCCAACAGCAAAUCGUGAUGUAAUUUUCUAUCGGAAGGCUUUAGAUUCCCUAAAACCAAGUGAUGUGGAGUGGCUCCCAUACAGAAGCAUGGACAGUAUGGUAAUUUCUGAAGAUAUCAAAAGUACUUUAAUUCUUGGGAGGUCAAAGACAAUGUUGAUAUGCUUCGACAAAGCCGAGAGACAUCUUCCAAAUCGAUGCCUAAGGCAAUAUGGCAUGCUUCAAUCAAUUCCAGAUCAUGUGGACCACUGGGAAAGGAAGAGCCGAGGCGUUGAUGGCGGUGUCAAUUUGUCGGCGAAAAUGGAAUCAGAGCUCAGUGAAUGGAUGGACCGGCAUCUCCAUAUCGUCGAUGGUUAUGAGGAGGUUGAGGAAAACGAAUACAUGCAGUGGUAUCUCAAAAUUACUCGCAGAUUUGUGGGGAGGCCUAUCUCUCUCUCGUCUGAGUUUCAAAGAACAAACAAACCCAAAUGUUUUCAGAAUGCUGGUUUGAGGGAUAUCGCACAUAUAGCAGACACUUUUGCAACUGAUGGGUUGGAUGCAGAUCAAAUUGAAUCAAUUUCUAGGAUAAGAUUAAUUGCACAUGAAUGUUUGAGAGACCAAUUUGGUGCUCCAGCCUUAGUGCCAGCCACCCCACAAGUUGAGCUUGGAAAGAGGGUGAGAGGAAAGGAGAGGGUUAGAAGGAAAGGUACUGGUAAACGAAUGCGGAGGGAUGACGACGACGCAGUUCACUAUAAUGCGGCUAGUGAGGAUGAGCAACCUCAGUUCUAUGGUGCUGCUAUGAAGAUCGAGGAUUUACAAUUAAGUCAUGUCGACAGAGAGGCUGAUCAUGCACAAGUCUAUGCUCUAGACAAUGAGGUCAAUUCUGUACUGCUAAUUCAUGCAGAUGGUGACAGUGGUGGUGAGAAUCUGCACUUAUGCGAUGCAAACUUUGAGCUGGAUCAAUCGGCGUUAGGCUCUGCAGCCAGCGAAGAAAAUAACGAGGAGCAAAAGCAUAUAGCUCCUGAGGCCAAUAAUGAAGAACUAAAAAAUUUAGCUUCUGAGGAUAACAAUGAAGAACUGAAGCAUGCAUCUGAUGCAAUUAUAAGGGAAGAACUGAACCAGGUGAGUUGCAAUGAAAAUGUUGACGAAGUGGAUGUAACUAACAAGGUUGAUGAUGCGCAACCUUGUGAUGUCUCUAAGGAAGCUGAUGAUUCACAGCUCUGUGAUGCAAGUCAUGAGAUCAAGAAUGACGGUCCUUCUGAUGCUUCAUUAGAGGUCAAUAACUCAGAUCAUGUUACUUGAGUGAGGUCAGCUCAUCACUAAAUUAGAUCCUCUGUAUUCAUUUAUUGGGAGAGGGUGACAAGAAAGAAUGUGACUAUAUGAGACUCAUCAUUUUGUGUUCCUCAUUUGCCCCCCUGUAUCUCUCUCUCUCUCUCUGUGUAGUGUAUGCACUGGAUUUUAUAGAUGUAGAGGAUUGGGAUUGAACUCAUCACAAUGCAAUUCAACUUGUGAGGA